AUGGCGGGGACCGAGCUGCUGGCGGAUGACUCGGAGCCAGCACUGGGUCUCUCUGACUUCUUCCAUCUUGAUGUUGGCGGCUGGGUGUUCUCCAUCCCCACCAUGGCACUCGCUGUCUUCCGGGAAUCUGUUCUGUGGCGAGAGGUCUGCUGCUUGACUCCAACUGAUAGCAGAAGGAUUUUUCUGGACCGGGACGGCUUUGUGUUCAGACACGUUCAUCAUUUCCUGCUCACGUCGCAGCUCUCAUCAUCGUAUCUGGUCGAUCUAGAUGUUUUGUAUGAACAAACCAAAGCAGUAGGUCUUCAGUCAAUGACGGAGGAUUUGACUAAGAAAUGGUCGGCUCAACGUAUAGUGGACCCGCCAGUUUCCCGCUUGGCUAAACAUACUACCUUGCCAAUGGCGUAUGGGGCUUCUUUCUCUGAUAUCAAGAAAAUGGAAGCCUUUUCAAAAUCUGCCUUUGAAGCAGUGGGCACUGCGCUGCAGCCGGUGUUUGCCUCUACUUGGGCCCUAGAAAAGUUAAAAGAUGAGGAACCCCAACAGCGCAUGCAGACAAAACCAGACAUGUCUGUCACUGAGAAAGCAGCCAUUAACUACUGGAAAACUCGUAAAUGUAGCAGCAGACUCUGUGAGCUGCCUCUAAAAAGUUCCCUUUUCCCAGGCAAUCAAGACAAAGCCCCCCUUGGACUCUUACACAAUCCUUUUCUUGACGUCCUGCAAGAUGUUCCUUACUGUUUCCUUCCCAUUGAUAUGCUGGAGAAAUACCCUGGACUGCUCACAGAUGAUAACUUGCUGUGGUUCGCUGAGAAUUUUGCUUUGAUUGAAUGUGGAUGUCAGGAAUUCCGAUUCAUAGGAUAUGUACAUGGUAGUAAUCCAGAGACAGCCCUGUUCUCCAGUACCAGUUCAGCUGGCAGCAAAGGAGAACGUAAAAAAGCAACAAAGCCUUUCUACAUCCUGGCACUGGAGUUAUUGGCUAAAUACCCAGACUCUUCUCUAGGCCAGCUGAGCAUAGAGAGCAGUGUAGAUGGCAACAAGCUGUAUAUCACCGGCACUGGGACCCUCUUUCUACAUGUAAAGAACUGGAUGGGAACAUGCAGACUUCCUUUGACCAGAAGCUUUUUAGAGAUUUAUGCUCUGUGCACUUUUCUGGACAAAGAAGAUGCUGUGUAUCAGUCGAUGAGAGAAGCUGUCAGAUCCUACCUGAAGUCUAGGACCAGGGUGGAUGGGAGAAUACUGUGUAACUGGACAGCUGAUGUAAGAGCGUUCCCGAAACAUCAGAUCGUCAGAGUCUAUGUUAGGAGCCACUGGUAUGCUACAUACUUGAAAACACUGCUGAAGUAUCCUGAGCUGCUUGCCAACUCCAGGAAAGCAUGUUGGAUCACUUGCGGCUUCUCCUUGUUAGUGAAUGGCGAUGGAGAGAUGUUUAGACACAUCCUGAACUUCCUGAGACUGGGAAGCCUCCACCUUCCAUCCGAGUUCAUAGAAUGGGACAUUCUUUGUCAGGAAGUAACAGAGUUUCAAAUCCCAUCCCUUGUGAAAGCUCUAUAUGAGUGCAAGGCUUACAGAUUGUGGGUUAAAGGACGCAGAUGUGCCCACCACUUAGAGGAUCCUAAACUGGAGGUUAUGAGUUGGUUUUCAUCUGCAGACGAACUCCAUGUUAUAAGAAAUGUACAAGAGAACAUAACUGUAACCUCCAAAGGGCUUGUCCCCGAUAAGUUAGGAGAGUUAAGGAGUCCAGCUGUAAAUCUCAGUCAUUUUCUUCAUAGUAAUGAGGGUCGGGAAGUGGAUGAAACGGUAGAGGACUGCACUGACUAUACAGCUGCGAGUGAAAGCAGCACCACAAUCUCUGCCUGUCAUCAGUGCAUACCCCCAGCAUGUGGUACUUUUCUAGCAUCAGAUAGAGGGAACUCACUGAAGUAUCACAUAGGUGGAGAAGGACUUCUGUACUCAGGAUGCAGAGGGGAGAUGCAGCAAGAUGGGCCUACAGUAAAGGAAGUAAUGCAGGGGUUCACUCCUGCAUGUGACUCCAGUAGUCGACAUCAUGAAUACAGUAGAUUAACACAGACUGUGAUGCAAUGCAGCCAUCCACCACUGGAUGACAAAACGGCAUCCAAUACAGAAGCUCCAUGCCUGUUGAUAGAGAGAGGAGGACUUGGUGAUCUUGGGACCAUUCUUUGGGUACAGCACCGACCCCUGCUGGCCACUGAUGGGAGCUCAACAACUUUUGAAGACAGCAUCAUAUAUACGACUGAAAUGGAUAUCCCAAGGUGUCCUGAGGGUACAGCGGAAGAUCAGUUUUUUCUCACUUUGAAUAUGUCACAUAAAGAGAUAUUGUACGCCAGGCAGUGCCAUUCCUUCCUGAUCGGCCUAAUCUUGGACUUUAUACAGCAGGGGAACCCCAAGCCCAGUAUCUGUAACGUGAUGAGCCUUGUGAGCAUGUGUUGGGCUUUUCAGAUUCCAGUCAGACAGUUUGUCAAUAACUUAAUGGUUCCAAAGUUUUAUAAAGGAAAGAAACACACGAGAGAGGCUCUACUGUGCUGGCUAGAGUUCUCUCUGCCGUAUGCACGAAGAUAUGGCAAGUGCGUUAACAUGAUGCUGCAGAAGGGACAUCACAGGUCCGCGUCGUGUGUCACCCUGAGAAAUCUUCUAUACUAG
Molecule: messenger RNA, 2652 nt
Organism: Bufo bufo (common toad)
Lineage: Eukaryota; Metazoa; Chordata; Amphibia; Anura; Bufonidae
Gene: KCTD19
Product: potassium channel tetramerization domain containing 19
Exons: 16
Coding region: 1-2652 (883 amino acids)
Biological process (GO): protein homooligomerization
Source: RefSeq, a predicted model, not a curated record